AUGGCUUUUGUUAGGCUCGCUCCUUUCGCUCUCUUCUUCCUUGCUACUUCCUUGUUAUCAAUGAAGAGAAUAGAAGCAGGUUGUUUGGAUUUUUGUUUAACGAUUGACACGCAACCAUGUGGCUCGAGCGUAUGUAGCUGUGUUCCUGUUGCAGUAAUUGCUGGUAUCUGCUUACCUGAUAUAGCAGUUGAGUCCAUUGCGAAGAGGCUUGAUGAAUAUCCCCAGCUAUGUGUGUCUCAUCAUGAUUGUGUGAAGAAAGGCAGUGGCAACUUCUGUACUCGUUCUCUUUAUCCAAAUGUGCCUUUUGGCUGGUGCUCUCACUCCAACACUGAACCACUGAAAGGUUUCUUGGCUAUGCCUGAAGCAAUUGACAAGUGA
Sphenostylis stenocarpa is the source of this 378-nucleotide messenger RNA. Lineage: Eukaryota; Viridiplantae; Streptophyta; Magnoliopsida; Fabales; Fabaceae. The record is from the annotation of a GenBank genome assembly.